UCUAGGUCAUCUCUCUCACAUACACACACACACACACACACACACACAUAUCCUCAUAAUGCAGUAACACUCACUUGGUUCCUAAUGGACAACUUUUCUGCCUUUUGGGUGUAAACGAAAAAGGAAGUGAUGAAAGUACCCGUCGCCGUGGCGUCAGAAGAUUCGCCUCGGAGAGAAGCAUGACCUGUCCGUCUCAUCAAUGCAUGGGAAGCAGCACCUUCAGACCGUCUUCCUCCUGGUUCUUGUGAGCUCUGGAGCUGUUAAGCCUUUAGAUGCAACCACAGCGACGUGCCUUCAUCAUCUCCUCACCUCCAACAUGGAAGCAGACACCAGACAAAACCUCUGACGUCACCCCUUCCUCCGUUCCUCCUCUUCGUCUUCACUUCUCUCCUGUCAACCACUUUGCUGCAUCCCAACUUUCUUCUGUUCCCUCUUCUUCCUUAACUUUAUCCCACCUUCCUCUGUCACGCAUGUAUCUCUCUCCUCCAUCCCUCCACGGCGUCCUGAGGCCCCUCCUGGUCCUCCUGGCCUCCCUGUGUUUACUGCCCUGCCCAGCAGAAGCAGCCUGGUUUCGGGUCGGGGUGUUGGGGCCGUGGGGGUGCGACCCUCUCUUUGCGAAAGCCCUCCCCAGUGUGGCGGCAAAGCUCGCCGUCAACCGCAUCAACAAGGACCCCUCGCUGUCCUACGCUGUGACGUUUGAGUAUAAUGUGCUGCAGGAGCCAUGUGAGACAUCGAGGGCGCUGGAGAAGUUCAUGGAUUUCCACACCAAGGCCUCCGGGUACAUUGGACCAGCCAACCCCGGCUACUGUGACUCAGCUUCAAUGCUGAGCAAAGGCUGGAACAAAGCGUUGUUUCCUUGGGGUUGUGUCGGCUAUGAGCUGGACGAUGUUCGGAGCCACCCAACCUUUGCCCGCUCCAUGCCGAGGCCCACCUGGGUGCUGCUCAGCGUCAUGAACUACUUCAGGUGGGCCCACGUCGCCAUCAUCUCGUCCUCAGAGGACAUCUGGGUGGAGACGGCCACCAAGGUAGCUGAUUCCUUGCGGAGCCACGGCCUGCCGGUCAGACUGGUCAGUUUUAUGGAGAACACACCUCACGGCAUCAGACGAACUCUGACCAAACUCCGCAAGAUGAGAGAAAUACGAGUUGUGAUCCUCUGCAUGCACUCUGCGCUGAUUGGCGGUGAACCCCAGAAGCUGCUCUUAGAGACGGCCUACGAUAUGAAACUGAUCGACGGCUCCCUGGUCUUUGUGCCCUACGACACCCUGCUCUACAGCCUGCCCUACCGCAACGUGACCUACCCAGCUCUGAAGAGGAACAGCAAACUGCUGCGGGCCUACGACGCCGUGUUAACCGUCACCAUCGACUCACCCCGGGUGUCCUUCUACGAGGCCUACAGGGAGGCCAUGGAGAGGGGGGAGGUGGCCAAGACGCUGAAGCCUCAGCAGGUGUCUCCACUCUUUGGCACCAUCUACAGCUCCGUCCUCUUCAUGGCUCACGCAGUGCAUCGGGUUCGGGAAAGCGGGGAGUGGAUGUCUGGGGGAAACCUGGCAAGACACACCCGCAACCUGGACUUCCAGGGCUUCAGUCACCCGAUCAAAACCAACGGUUCUGGAGCGGCUCUGCUGGACUACCUCAUACUGGACACAGAUGGACUCUCCUGGGAGCUGAAGCCAACAUACAGGAUCGACAUGGAGGCCGGUAUGGUGCAUUACAUGGGUCGAGACAUCCACUUCCCUCGCGGCUACGCACCCAGAAAGGACGCCCCCUGCUGGUUUACUCCUGGAGUCCUCUGCUCAGGGGGUGUGGAUCUGUUCUCGACCAUCGGCGCGUUCCUCGGAGCGAUAGCUGCCUCUAUUUUUGGAGUGGCAUUUAUUUACUGCAUCAGGCGACGCAUCACAAAGAUCCGACUGCUUAAGGGUCCAAACAGGAUCUUGCUGACUCUGGCUGAUGUCACAUUCAUCAACCCGUCGCUAAGCAACAAGAAGCUGAGUCUGGAUGACAGCAGGGCGAGUGGCGUGAGGAGCAUGUCAGACGUCACAUCACCCGUCUCCACCCAAUCUCCCGCCACCUACGAGAACUCCAACGUUGUCAUUUUCGAGGGUGACUGGGCGUGGCUGAAGAGACUUCCUGAUGGCUCAUUCAGCAGCAUCAACCCCAAAACCAGCGAUGUGUUUGAGCUGAUGAAGGACAUGCGUCAUGAGAAUGUCAACCCCUUCCUGGGCUUCUUUAAAGACUGUGGCGUGUUCGCCAUCGUGACCGAGUUCUGCUCCAGAGGAAGUUUGGAGGAUCUGCUGCUGAACGAAGACGUCAAACUGGACUGGAUGUUCAAGUCGUCGCUGCUACUGGAUUUAAUUAAGGGUAUGAAGUACCUCCACCACCGCGGAGUGUCCCACACUCGUCUCAAGUCCCGUAACUGCGUGGUGGACGGGCGUUUUGUCCUGAAGGUCACAGACUACGGCUACAACGAGGUUCUGGAGGCUCAGAGGUUCUCCUACGUGGAACCACUCGCAGACGAGCUUCUGUGGACGGCUCCGGAGAUCCUGAGGAGCAGGCAGCCGGAGCUUCACGGGACUCAUUUUGGAGACGUGUACAGCUUCGCCAUCAUCAUGCAGGAAGUGGUGGUCAGAGGGCCUCCUUUCUGCAUGAUGGACCUGUCUGCCGAAGAAAUAAUAGAGAAGCUGCGUAAGCCUCCUCCUCUGUUCCGCCCGGUGGUCAGUCCGGACUACGCUCCUUUAGAGUGCAUCCAGCUGAUGAAACAGUGCUGGAACGAACAGCCAGACAAGAGACUGUGCUUUGAGGAGAUCUUUGACCAGUUUAAGAACAUCAACAAGGGGAAGAAGACCAACAUCAUAGACUCCAUGCUGAGGAUGCUGGAGCAGUACUCGUCUAACCUGGAGGAGCUGAUCCGGGAGCGAACGGAGGAGCUGGAGAUCGAGAAACAGAAGACGGAGAAACUGCUGACACAGAUGCUUCCUCCGUCAGUGGCCGAGGCUUUGAAGGUGGGCGGUACAGUCGAACCGGAGCACUUUGACAACGUGACGCUUUACUUCAGCGACAUUGUCGGCUUCACCACCAUCUCAGCCAACAGCGAACCCAUCGAAGUGGUCGACCUGCUCAACGACCUCUACACGGUCUUUGACGCCAUCAUAGGAAACCAUGAUGUCUACAAGGUGGAGACUAUCGGUGAUGCUUACAUGGUGGCGUCAGGUCUUCCCGUCCCCAACGACAACCGCCAUGCGGCUGAGAUAGCCAACAUGGCGCUUGACAUCCUGAGCGCUGUGGGAACCUUCAAGAUGAGACACAUGCCCGACGUUCCUGUCAGGAUUCGUAUAGGACUGCACUCAGGUCCAUGUGUAGCAGGUGUGGUAGGUCUCACCAUGCCUCGCUACUGUCUGUUUGGAGACACAGUGACCACCGCCUCUCGUAUGGAGUCCAGCGGGUUGCCCUACAGGAUCCACGUUCACCAGAGUACAGUGCAGGUCCUGCGGGACUUAAAUCUCGGCUACAAGGUCGAGUUGAGGAGCAGGACAGAAGUCAAGGGGAAAGGAGUAGAGGAGACCUACUGGCUCGUAGGGAGAGAAGGAUUUAGCAAACCUCUUCCUGUUCCUCCAGAGGUCAAGACCGGGCAAAUGGCCCACGGGCUGCAGAUGGCCGAGAUAGCCCAGUACAAGAAACGGAAAGCUGAGAGGCAACAACAGGAACAGCUUGCAAAGAAGAAAAACUGAGUACUCGCAUCAGCAUCACGACGAACGAGUCAAGGGACCUGAAGCACAUGUUUCACAAGGCGGUGAAGAAGAUCUCUCACAUCCGCGUCGUGACUCAACUCUACACGCCCGACGAGGAGGACAACGCCAUGAUGUUGCACCACUGACCUGCCUGGACUUUACAACUUUGCCUGGACUGGAUUUUCACUGCUAGGGAGCGAGGGGGGUGGGAGAGUCUAGUGAAAUUCAGAUUAUCACCACGUGUGUCUGUGUGCAUUAACGGCUUGAGUCGAGGAGAUGAAGUCUUGCGUGGAACUAUGUAUAGAGACCGAGAUGUGGUGACUCAGCAAAGCGGGGAUCUGCAGAAACCGUCUGUCAGCAGCAGCUAAUCUCUCUCGUUCAUUUCCUCCUCCUUCGCUUCCCCGUUCCUCUCUUUGAAACGAGGAGAGGAAACUAAGAAGGGAAGGAGAGGAAAUAGAGAGGCGAGGAGUUUGUUUUACUCCCUCGUUUGUGGAGGAAUUUGGCAUCUUGGCUUUGUGGUGCCAAGUUGUCAGUAUUGGCAAAACACAAAUAUACUCUAAGAAAUAAUCACUGACGUUUAGGUUCUUAGGAUUGUUGGACAUUCUUGCCGGUAGAGAGGUGACAGGAAACGAGAGGAGGGAUGACAUGAAACAAAGGCCACAGACAGGAGCUGCAAAUAAUGAUUAUUUGAAUUAUCUGGCCAUUAUGUUCCUAAAUCUCCUAGGCAACCAUGACAGAAUCACAAACGGUUUUAUGGUGAUUUUUUCCCGUAAUAAAUCGAAGGUAAAGAUGAGAGGAGAGGAAACCAGAGAAAGGAGGAGAGGAGAUGAAACAAGAAAGGAGAGGAAAUAAGAGAGAGGCGAGGAGACAAGUGAGGAGAGGAGACAUGGGGAGAGGAACAAUAGAGGAGAAGAGGAGAUCAAACAAGAGAG
This is a messenger RNA of Sebastes umbrosus (honeycomb rockfish), 4657 nucleotides long. RefSeq names its product guanylyl cyclase 2 (gene gc2). The transcript has 25 exons. NCBI's taxonomy places the organism in Eukaryota, Metazoa, Chordata, Actinopteri, Perciformes, Sebastidae. Gene Ontology annotation, molecular function: guanylate cyclase activity; ATP binding; peptide receptor activity. Gene Ontology annotation, biological process: receptor guanylyl cyclase signaling pathway; intracellular signal transduction; protein phosphorylation. The coding region runs from base 273 to 3725 and encodes 1150 amino acids. The record is from RefSeq and is a predicted model, not a curated record.